UGCUUCUGCUUCUGCUCCUGCUCCUGCUCCUGCCCCUUCCUCCCAUUCCCUCCUUCGUUCCGUUGCUUGGGAGUGGUAUCAUGCCGAGCUGUAGAUCAGGGAACGCCCGAGGGGAAAACAAGUGGGGGGCGGGGCCGGGUAGAUCGGCGGCAAUCAUCGGCGGCCGACGAUUCCAAUUUGCACCCAACCUACCUACCUAGCCUAAGUGGAUCGGAAUACCGAGGACGAGAAGCUGCCGGGGGGGAAGCCUUCUUGCUUAUUGACAUGAUUAGUUGGACUCUAAGCCUCCGGCCGAACUCGGCCAUUGGCUCCUGUGCCAUAGCAGGAACAGUUGUCCUCUCGGUUGGGCUCAUCCUUCGGCCGUUGCUCGCACAUGGAAGCCGCAAGAAGCCGUGGAUCUCGUCUCCGCGAAGGAAUGUCCAACCACACGUGUCCGCGGAGGAAAUUGAGAGCCAUCCAUACCAUCCCGGUGUUCUUCCGGGGGCAAGGGAUGUCCAAACUCCAUACGGUGCCAUUCAUGUCUUCGAAUGGGGACCGGAGGAGGGAGAGAAGGUGCUCUUGAUGCACGGCAUCGGCACGCCCUGCGUCGCCUUGGCGGAUCUCGCGGGCCGGCUCGUCGAGAACGGAUACCGAGUCAUGGUAUUCGACCUGUUCGGACGCGGGUACUCUGACGCGCCAGUCGACGUGCCAUAUGACAUCCGACUCUACACAACCCAGGUCCUCCUCGUCCUCGCCUCCUCGAGCCUGGCCUGGACGGGAGACAACGGCUUCCACUUGGUUGGUUAUUCGCUUGGUGGCGGGCUGGCUGUCUCGUUCACGCAGUACUUUGCACACAUGGUGCGAUCCCUCACGCUGAUAGCGGGCGGAGGGCUCAUCCGCAGGGACCAUGUCGGCUGGGAGAGCAAGCUUCUCUACUCGGCGGGUCUAUUUCCAGAAUGGGCCCUCGAAUGCCUUGUCCGUCGGCGCAUCUCUCCGAAGCAAGCUGUCACCGAGGUCAAUCUAGCCAUCGAAGUAGCCCAGACAAAGCCGACGGCACGGCAAAGGAACAGCGAUGCCAACGGAGGGUCGUCGUUCGACAGCGCCCUCCUCUCCAAACGCCGGCCGGGCCACACCGUCGCCUCCGUCAUGGCCUGGCAGCUCGGCCACCACCGGGGCUUCAUCCCAGCGUUCAUGAGCACCAUCCGACACGCGCCCAUAUACGAGCAGCGCCGGGACUGGGCGGCCCUAGGGAAACUGCUUUCGGCGAGAAGGGCCAGGGCCGGGGGACUCCUGCCGGGGCUCCAGGGCGGCAAGGUGCUUCUGGUGCUCGGGGCGUCCGACACCGUCAUCAUCAAGGAGGAGCUUGUCCAUGACGCUGCAGAGGUGCUUGGGACAGACGGGUUCGAGGUUGCCGAGUUAGACUGCGGGCACGAGAUCGCAAUUGCGAAGGGCGAAGAAGUAGCUGACGAGGCUAUACGUUUCUGGCAGAAACAAGCUGAGAAGGUGGAAUUAGGUGGGAAAUGGAGCGAGAUUAGACCUGGAGAGUGAAAGGGCCAAGCACGUUGUAGACAUUGCAAGCAACAGGUGCCACGACACAACUGCGGGUUUGCCGUUUGGGGCCUCUACGAAUCAUGAAUAGAGACGUGCCGUUCGGC
This is a messenger RNA of Phialemonium atrogriseum, 1634 nucleotides long. Its product is annotated as alpha/beta-hydrolase. Bases 265 to 1527 code for a protein of 420 amino acids. Lineage: Eukaryota; Fungi; Ascomycota; Sordariomycetes; Cephalothecales; Cephalothecaceae. The transcript has a single exon. The record is from RefSeq and is a predicted model, not a curated record.